Molecule: messenger RNA, 3427 nt
Organism: Amoebophrya sp. A120
Lineage: Eukaryota; Dinophyceae; Syndiniales; Amoebophryaceae
Source: the annotation of a GenBank genome assembly
AGCUGUAGGUAGUUUGUUGCAUUGACUUUUACACCAAGUUGACUGCUCACGCAGACGAAUGUGAACAGGCGCAACCGCGGGCCAAUCCAGAGUAACGCAGCCCCAGAUUACCUAGAUUGAUAGCACGACCGCAUUGCAGCCCUAGUGCCGCUUUCGUCUCUUAGCAGUGACUGGUUCGAAGAUCAAGACCAACAUAAUGGUUCUGGUACAACUACCCACGUCCCUACGCGCAGGGCUUUCAAGGUCCUCCUCCGCAGCUCCAUCAUGGCCACUCUUCUCGACUAUUUUUGGAGCUCCGACCACUCCGAGGGCAAGUUGGAGGGCACCGAGUUCUCCAGGGGUUGACGCGCCACCAGUGGCACUACGGCGCAAUCGUGAUGCGUUUUAUUUUCGACCUGCUGCGAUAACUAAAACUAUUACUAGGGGAAUAUUUUUUGCAACAGGACGAGGGGACAAGAAGAACUCCUCUACAUCUUGCGGUUCUACCACCACCGCGAAAGGAAGACGUGUGUCGCUAAUGUUACCCCCGCAAUUGAAUGAGAGUGAUCUUCUUCUUCCAAGUAUUGCAUUCGGACCCGCGCAAGCAAACGCAAAGUUCUGCAACAUCACGCCCUUCCAAGAACUUUCGAAAAUGCAGAUUUCAUCUCGCAGGUUGUUCAGUUCAUCGCCGCUGUCAGGGACACCGAUACGUACUGGCGCCGCUUCUGGACCUACAGCAACCUCACCCCCGCAAUCUUCUGCGCCAUCGGGAACAGCACGAGAACAUGAACAAGCGACAAUAGACGAUAGUAUUACUAAAAUGCAGAAGAACAUCCAGUAUCCAGUGCAAAUAUGUCUGGGUCUUGAAGAAGAGUAGGACUUGUAAUGGCUGUCUUGCAACAUUCCUGGAAGGCGAAAGCCUGUGUUGCGUGAGCAGCAAAAGAGCAGCUUCCUUUGUCAUACAAAACCGAACUUUGUCAUGCGGGCUAGUCAUGAUCAAAAAGCGUUCCAAAAACUUGUCAUGGUCAGCUGCCAAAAAUGCAAUGCGCAGCAAUCUAUCAUGCGCAUUCAGCAUCACGGGUUUCCAGACCCAGACAUAUUUGCACCGCACAUACAGAACGACGCAGCAAGUCCGAGUACUAGCACAACCACUUCCACCAGCUCCAUCCCCGUCGAAGUCCUGCAGACCCAAGUGACCGACCUGCAGACCCUAUGCACUGCAAAAGUAUCGUACUCGUAUAAAUGCAUUACAAAUUUCCUCAGCAUGAGAAAUAAAAUUUGUAAUGCUGAUUUACCUUGACAAGCAGAUUUGUAAUGCAUGAUUGCAAUACGAGUACGAUACUUUUGCACAGGAUAGACCCGGGUCGAGAAGCUGGAGAAAACAGCUAAGUCUGCCAUAUGGCGUUCGCAAACGCUAUAUUCUCAACUGUUACAUGAAUUUGUAAUGCAAGAAUGCCAAAAGUGCAAGGGUGAAGAUUGCGCCUUUUGCAUUACAGGUUUGGCACAGAUUUAGAUGCUGUUUAAGUAGCCCUUUGGAAAUUUGUCAUGCGAAGCAGCUUGAUGAUAGUGAUACUGAUGAGAGUUUUACAUGACAAAUUCACGCACCACUUGAGAGUGUAACGUUUGAGAACCCCAAAUCCCAAGUCCGCAGGUUUUCUCGCGAGGUUCAUGAGCUUUUUCCAGGAGUACGGUACGCCUUUCAUCAUCUACUUAUCAAGUGCAAAAAUGUCUGGGUCUGGAAGGGUUGAAACUUGUGAUGCAAACUCUGGAACGCACAAAAAUUUGUGUUGCAUGAGCGCCAAAAGCUGCUGUCCAUUUCUUGGCACGUAAGUAGGAAGUUUCUCAUGCGGGACAGGCAUCAUGACGCUUGCUCAAAUCCUGUGAUGCUUUUGCCUGCAUCAGACGCCAUUUGCGUGAUCCGAAACAUGCAUGACAAAUCUCGCAAUCUUCCAGACCCAGACAUUUUUACAUUUGAUACUACUACGGGGUCGCGUAUUGCGGAAUGUUCGUAGGGUUUCUCGCGCUGUUUCAACUAGAAACUAUGCCAGUGCACAACUGCUUCUGUCUCUCCUCAUUUGUUAUGCUGAAAGAACGCAAUUCCAUACGAUGUCGAUGCGUUGCCUGGUGUCGGGACUGACUGGCAUGACAAGUUUCAGCUUCAUCUCGAACAACACUUCUUCUAGGAUCCGCAGGUAGAUUUGUUAUGCAGAGCAUGCAUCUCAUUCUCAUUCUCAUCUCCAUCUGCCACCCUUUCUUGCUAGUUCGCCAUAAAAUUUCAAAUGGGUAGGAGUGGAGGUCAUGAUUGUGCAAUCUGACAGAAAUCCUCCCGGAUCCGUUGGAUUUGCUGGACCAGUUUGGGUUCGAGCUGCCGGAGUCGCUAUCCAAGUUGAAAAUGACCUGUUUUAGUGUGUUAAGUCUGUGUAUGUACAAACACUACAGUAGCGAUGACGUAUGCGUGUCCACAUGUUAGCUGCGCAUGAGGAUGAGUAGCUUUCUUUGUCGUGCAGAGUAAAUUUUUGAUGCUAGCACUGUCCAACUCCAAGAGUGCUAUGCCAACAUGCACACAAUUUUUUUCCUGGAUAGUCGCUGCUCAGCAGGGUCGAACGGGGUGGCGUCGGAGGCGGUGAAGAUGAUAACAACGGGCCUGAUGGAAGAAACGAUGCAUCGGUGGGAACACCCAUAUGGGAUUGUUCUCAACUGUUACAUUCUCAACUGCUAUAUGAUUUGUCAUGCAAAAUGAGCAUCAACAUCCACACAGGGAAGCUACUUCGCAUGACAAAUUUUGGAAAGGCGAAACAGCGCCUAAUUUGUGCGGAAUUUGUCAUGCUAAAGGUGCAACCUCCCUGCUUUGACUUUUGCCAACAUUCUUGCAUUACAAAUUCAUGUAACAGUUGAGAAUGUAACACUUGAAAACCUCAUAACCCAGUCCAAGCAAGCGCCCACUCUCCGAACGUGUCGACCCCUUCUGGCUGCGAGUUUUGGUCUCGUUCGUACUAAACGAGGCGCUCGAGGUACCCAGAUUCUUGCUGGUCGCAGCCACGUUCAAACCGCUGCUGGCACUGUUCCAGAAGCUGAAACGGUAGCUGAACAUGUACAGAAAAGACGCGACGAAAGAUUGGUCUUGACAAGCCCUUGGAAAUGAGUGCUGAAGACAGGGAGGGUGGUCUCUUGAACAGGUCGCGCUGUCGUGAUCUUACUUGGUAAGCAUAAAGUAAAUGCGCAAAAAAACUUUCGCUCAGUGCCUGAGGACUACAAAAAGCCUCGCUUUUGUAGACUACUACACGAACACAGAUCCAGAUGAAACACCGGCUGACCAGCGCCACGUGGUGACUCACUGCUUGAUCUAUGGUGUGUGCUGCUGUGAUGUUUCUUUAUAUAAACGUUGCUGAAGAACUGUUGAGUCGUGAAUUUCUCGCAUCUCGUGUAGUAUCUUCAUCCGUCCUUGCCC